CCCCGCCCGGCCGUUCCGAGGGAGAGGGAGGGAGCGGGUGCGCGCCAGGCCCCGGCGUGUCGCAGCGAAGGCGUCCGGGCGGGCCCCGCUGCCGCGGCGGCGCGUUCCGCCCGGAGCGUGUGCGCGGGCCCCGAGCGGAGCCGCCGCUGCCAUGGAGCGGGGGGGCGGCGGCGGCGCGCGGGGCUGAUCGCGCCCCUUCCCCAUGAGACUGUGGUUGUGCUGGCUGGGCUGCUACACCCUGUUCUUGUGGGUGCUGAGGAGGACGAUGUGGGCUGGCCCGGCGCGGUACCUGCGGAGCCCUUUAUCCAGGUCCCUCUACGUGAAUAUGAUGGGCAGCCACCGCCAGCCAGCCCCGGGCGCCAGGGAGAACCACCAGUGGUAUGUCUGCAACACUGAACAGUUGUCUGAAUCCCUUCAACCCAUUUUUGUCCAGAGUUACCUUGACCAAGGAACACAGAUCUUCUUAAACAACAGCAUUGAGAAAUCAGGCUGGCUGUUUAUCCAGCUCUAUCACUCUUUUGUGUCCUCUAUUUUUAGCCUUUUUAUGUCUAGAACAUCUAUCAAUGGGCUGCUGGGAAGGGGCUCAAUGUUUGUGUUUUCCCCAGAACAAUUUCAAAGACUGCUUAAAAUAAAUCCUGAAUGGAAAUCCCACAGACUUCUCGAUUUAGGGGCUGGAGAUGGAGAAGUCACUAAAGUUAUGAGUCCUCACUUUGAAGAAAUCUAUGCCACUGAAUUGUCUGAAACUAUGAUAUGGCAGCUUCAGAAGAAGAAAUACAGGGUGCUUGGUGUAAAUGAAUGGCAAAACACAGGAUUUCAGUAUGAUGUUAUCAGCUGUUUGAAUUUGCUGGAUCGCUGUGAUCAACCACUGACUGUAUUAAAAGAUAUUAGAAGUGUACUGGAGCCGACCAGAGGCAGAGUCAUCCUAGCACUGGUUCUGCCAUUUCACCCCUAUGUGGAAAAUGUAGGUGGCAAGUGGGAAAAGCCCUCAGAAGUUUUGGAAAUCAAAGGGCACACUUGGGAAGAACAGGUGAACAGCCUGCCAGAAGUUUUCAGUAAAGCUGGUUUUGCCAUCGAGGCUUUCACCAGACUGCCCUACCUCUGUGAAGGUGACAUGUACAAUGACUACUACGUGCUGGAUGAUGCUGUCUUCGUCCUCAAGCCCGUGUAAGCCUGUGUGAAGUAAAGCUCCACAAUCUAACCCAAGAAGCAGCCUCUGAAAGAGGGUUUUGAUUUAUGGUUACUUAAAGGGAGGGAAUUUUGGGAUUGCCAUGCUAAAUAAAUAUCAUGUAAGAAAUUUAAAGGCCAAAAUACUAAUGUAUUUCUUUGUAGUGUGAUUAGCGGGGGGGGAGAAAAAAAAUGUUGUUUUUUAAAUGGACUCCUCAGCUGAGUAUUUCUUUUUUACCAGCUCUUAAACCAACAUUGCAUUCUGCAAUCCAGCAGCAAUGGGGGAUAUUUUUUUAUACUUACCUGCAACAGGGAUCAUAUCCAAACAAAAGCAAUAGUCUUUAUAAUGGUGAAACUGAUACAGUGUGAACUGUUGUGAAAGAAAUCAAGCAAAGUCUGGCAAUAAAGUUAUCCAUUCAGUUCAAGCCUUGUUGAAUAAAACUGUUGAAAUGGAUUAUCUUCCAUGCUAAGUUACUUUUUCUCUUACUGUCAUUCUUCACGUUUUUAAUCAUGCUAAUAAACUUUUUUGAGAUGA
Messenger RNA from Poecile atricapillus (Black-capped chickadee), 1699 nucleotides. It is a transcript of the gene METTL9, whose product is annotated as methyltransferase 9, His-X-His N1(pi)-histidine. The coding region runs from base 203 to 1168 and encodes 321 amino acids. Gene Ontology annotation, molecular function: protein-L-histidine N-pros-methyltransferase activity. NCBI's taxonomy places the organism in Eukaryota, Metazoa, Chordata, Aves, Passeriformes, Paridae. The transcript has 5 exons. The record is from RefSeq and is a predicted model, not a curated record.